Auanema sp. JU1783 is the source of this 576-nucleotide messenger RNA. The record is from the annotation of a GenBank genome assembly. NCBI's taxonomy places the organism in Eukaryota, Metazoa, Nematoda, Chromadorea, Rhabditida, Rhabditidae.
AUGGAAGGGUUUACGAUUGAUGACAUAGUUGAUAGAGGAUCUUCCGAUGAUUAUGAUCUGGUAUUUGUUAUGAAAGAUUUCAUAUUUUUGUUUGGGCAGCGGAAAAAAUACCCGAACACAGAGACAGAAAGCGGCCCACCUUAUUUUGCCAAAGCGUAUUUGAGAUGGAAGAGUAUGACGCCAACUAUUAUAAGACUAGAGAGACUAUCUCAGUAUGAAAUUGAGAAGCACAGGCUCGGGAAUAUUAUUUGCAGAGCUGGAAAAGUGUUUAUUCGUUUACAACUCACCAAACCUAAUCAAAACUUCAUUGCGCAUUAUAUUUAUGGUAUUAUCGAUGAUCCACGUGGUCUUGUUCGUAAUGAGAACAAGCUUGAUGUAUGCAUAACAUUUCCUGUUGACCAAGACUUCGUAAUAUAUGAAAUCAUAGAGAAUCUUUCUAAGCCCAAAUCGAAGAUAUACGAGCCUGAAGCGGAACAUAUAAUCAAAGAGCUUUUCGAAGUAAAAAAAAUCGCGAAAACUGUGAUGAAUGAAAACGAGGACCUUGGAAGACGAAUCAUCGAGAAAAUCUUUGGAUGA